Rhipicephalus sanguineus (brown dog tick) is the source of this 1577-nucleotide messenger RNA. RefSeq lists its product as uncharacterized. Gene Ontology annotation, biological process: transmembrane transport. The record is from RefSeq and is a predicted model, not a curated record. The transcript is spliced from 14 exons. The coding region runs from base 46 to 1494 and encodes 482 amino acids. Gene Ontology annotation, molecular function: transmembrane transporter activity. NCBI's taxonomy places the organism in Eukaryota, Metazoa, Arthropoda, Arachnida, Ixodida, Ixodidae.
AGUUUGUACAAAAAAGGCACCGGAUUGUCAUGCAAGUGUCUCAAUAUGCGCAGCCUUCGACGCUCUCGAUCCCGAACAAUUGAGACGACCGCUGUGAAUCCCCUCAGUGCGAAUGACGAAGACAGCAUCGCUCUGCCGAAAGAGUCGGUUCUUCCCGAUAAAAUGACAGAGCUGAGAACACUGGAGCGGGAGCACACGAAACCACCGGCCCACAGCAGAGCGCUGAGAAUGUUCCCCAUUCUGGCCGUGUAUGGAACCGCUUGCUUUUCGCUCGCUCUCAUCUCUCCGUACAUACCUCAUCUGGCGGCAGAAAAGCGAGCAGAACAAUGGCAGUUCAACGUCAUUUAUGCAAGCACUAGAGCGUCUAUGUUACUUGGAAGCCUUUGUAAUAUGGCAAUCAUUCAGCGCCUUAAACCUCAUGCGACCCUGAUUGUUGCAUUCAUUGGAAUGAUUGUAUGCGUAUCAUUGUACGGCUCCACGUAUUGGAUCGUCGACGGCAGCUCAUUUGUGGGCGCCACUGUGACAAUCGGGCUGGUCUUCGGUUUCCUCUAUGCAUCUUUUGUUGUGACACUUUAUGCAGCCGCCACCUUUAGGAGCCAACGGAGCUGUGGUAUAAUAAUUUCAUCUCUGGAGUGUGUAUACGGAAUAUCUAACACAGUUGGCGUUGCCGUUGGAACUGCUCUCAUUGAGUGGUGGCCAGACGCUAUACCGUUCUUUAUUUCCGGUGGUAUCAUGUUCCUUGGUGCACCGUUUAUACUGCUACGGUCUCCGGCCAAAUCAAUCCAAGUUGCGAGAGACCAACCGGACCAAAAUGCCGUCCGCCUCGCAUUGAAUGCUCCAAUGAUUAUCAGCAUCGCAAAUGUCGGAAUCUCUAUAUCAGCCCUUGGAUUUCAUGACGGAACAUUAGAAUUUCAUCUCAAGGAAGGGGAGUUCCGGCUUCCUGAUAUAGAAGUUGUGGCGGUGUUCUCUGCUCUCUACAUCUCUUACUCGCUCGGAUCUCUCUUCUGGGGAUACCUAUUUACGUACAAGCUGGAACAAGAGGACAUUUCGGUAUUGAUCGGAUUUUUGAUAAUGGCCGUCUCAUUCCUCUUCGUCGGUCCCGCUCCAUUCCUGCCAAUACCACCGUACCUCUGGAUUGUUUAUCUUACCCAAGCCGCAAUAGGUUUCGGUGGCGCUGCUGUGAUAGUAGCCAGUUUCAGCCUGGCGUUAAAAAAAGCCAUUGAAAGAGGAUUUCCAAACAAUAUGUGGACCUACGCCACUGUUUGUGGUUUUCUCUUCGGUGCGAUUACUCUCGGAUCAUCAGUAGCACCACUGCUGAGCAAGUAUGCUACAGAAAACAUACGCUACGAGAAUGCAUCGCUCGUCAUGCUUGCGGCUUUGGUCGUUUCUGUUAUCAUGAACUUAGGAUCGUGCAUCAAAAACUCGAAGCGGAAGCGGACUAUUCUUCGCGACACGACGGAGGAUGGAACGUACAACAGCAGAGAUGACCCUUGACUGUCCCGUGCCUUCCUAGACAUUAUGUUCUUUCUUUGAUAUUCGACUUCAUACAAGGUUCCUUGGUCAUCAUUACACCUAUG